Molecule: messenger RNA, 1606 nt
Organism: Cryptomeria japonica (Japanese cedar)
Lineage: Eukaryota; Viridiplantae; Streptophyta; Pinopsida; Cupressales; Cupressaceae
Exons: 2
Coding region: 373-1452 (359 amino acids)
Source: RefSeq, a predicted model, not a curated record
UGGCGGCAGCAGGUCGCAAAAGAGCUGUGGCGUGGAUUGAACGUCUCUGUGAUUGCGUUGAAUGGGGGAUGCCAUCAUUAUUUCUAUGUUUUGAAUUCUAGAAAUCAUCAUGCUUGCUUUCUCUUCCUUUUCAAUUUACAGUUUUGGUGACUGAAAAUUCCACAUCUUCUCGAACAAGAGACUGUAACGAAAAAAGCGCUCACUUAUAUAAUUUAUCAUUUAUACAUCUUACUUCAGUUUUUUUUCAGUUGCUUCGGUCUUCAAAAUUGAGAAGAGAAAUCUGUAUCCCAUGACUUUGAAGUUCUCAUAGACCAGUCAAAUUUUAUUGUAUGAAAUACCAACAGUCUGAAUACAGAUCUCACACAGAAGGAGAUGGAAUUUGGAGUUUCUUUUGAGAAUGACAAAGCAUUGGCGGCUGUAGAUGAGUACAAGGAUUCGAACAAGGGAUGGGACGAUGAGGAGGAGACUCUCUCAUUCUGCGGCUUCGUUAAAGAACAAGCGGCACACAAUGGAGACAGCAAGUUACGGGAUUCGAACGCGGGAUCAUCAGGCCUGAAAGAGGAUUUCGAUUUCGACUUCGACUUCGGCCGGACUAGCUCGACGACACAUAAUAUUUGCUCUGCGGAGGAUCUGUUUCAGCAAGGCCGCGUCCUACCUUUCACUGUCCAAAGAUGUCUGAGUGAAUCCGAAGCACAUUUUUCAGACACCAAAUCAAAUUCCCGCCAAGAAAGUCGCCGUCUGUUAAAUGAAAAGAUGCAGGCAUGGAGAACAGAUUCAUCGGACAUAAAGUCCAAUUCUUUGACCAAAGAUCAAGCUUCACAAAGAAAGGGUUUUCACUCUGCCUCUGCCAAAAAUUUACAGCACGGCAAUUUCGUGACUCUAAGCACCAAUUCUACAUCUAAGGCAAAUCGGAGAUCAAAGCCGCCCCCUCGGAUCAGCAAAACGUGUAUGAAAUGGCAACAGUUCUUAACCCUAGGGUUAAUGAAAACAGAUCCUGUGACGGUGGAAGACAUUUUUAUCAGCCCAGGGAGUUCCAACAAUACUGGCUUGGACAACUCUGUUUUUAAGCGGUCGGUUUCAUGCGAUUAUCAAGAAAGCUUGAUUGCUGAGGAAAAGGAGGACACGGCUGUGAAGAUUCAACAGAAAUCCAAGUCAGGCAAGGGAAAGUUGUGGGAGAAGGGCACGGUCACAUCCAGGACGAUGAUGGCAACCUUAAAGUCAUUGAACAGAUGCAAAAUUUCCACCGAUUCUGUGAAGAAUUGCUUGAUUGAAGAUAGAAAAACAGGUACUAGAGGGCCGCCUAUUAAAUCGGAUGAAUAUACAGAGAAUUUGGCUCAGCCUUCCAUUGACAAAGGACAAGGUUAUGGGCAUUCGGAUUCCCCUGUAUUUCGAAGCAAUCCCAAGAAGUCAAGGCGGAUUUUCGCAAGGCUUCUUUUUCAAAGAGGCAUUUGAGUCGAGAUAUGGACUGUAAAACGAAUAUAUACUUAUUAUAAUGCUACGCAACUCAAUGUAAACUCUCUAGAGCCUUAAUGGAAAUAAUUUAGUUGUUCUUGUUCGCCUUGUCAUCAAGGCUGCUUGUUAUCCCUUGAAACGCUUUGUGGAUGCC